AUGACUCCCCGGGAGCACAUGAGGAAGAUGUCCAUCCUGGGGGAACAGGGAUCCCUGGAGGAAAAGCACCUGUACCGGCUGGCAGGCAGCAUGGCAGCAGGAGAACUGCGGCAGCGGCAGGAGAUGCUGAUGAGGAACCAGCUGAUGGCAGUAAACCCGCAGCUGAUGGGGCCGGGCCAGCAGAGGAUGCAGGCGAUCCCCGCCCAGUUUGAGCCGCGACUGGUGGACAGAGAUCUGCUACCUUCAACUGAAAUGAUGGCCUCAGCUGACCCCAGACAAAUCCACAUAGCAUCCCACCUGGGACCCACAGUCCCACAGCACCCCAACAUGCCAAACCUGUUGUCCAACCGUGUCUACCCAGGCCCAGGAUACAGCUUUCUGCAACCAGAAUCCAUGGAAGCUGUGGCCAGAAGACAAGAACUGGUUCAAAAGCAAAAUAUUGCCAGAAUGGAAAUGGAGAUGAGUGCUAUUUUCCAGCAAAAGGAAAUGGAGAAAGCCCAUCGGAAAGGACUCCUGGGCCUGGAAGCUCCUUUCCUUUACCACGGGAUGCCGAGUCCCAUUGCUUUCCGCGGCAGGCACAGACUCCCUGAAGGGCACCUUGCCAACGACCUGUACGUCCAUAGGACCACCCUGGACGAGAUCCAUGGCAACAGCAUGCUGAUGGCAGGCAGCCCGUACCCGCCAGUGACCACCCUGCAAAGGGAGAGGGGGCGCCGCCCAGGGAGAAGAGCUGGAAAUCACAAAACUGCCGAGGGCAGCACCAACGGCGCAAAGAACCAGGCAGAUGACAAAUCCACAGACUCUGCCUCAGCUGCAGUGGAUGAGGAGAAAGAGGACAAGAAGGAAGUAGAUGUGGAGACACCAAACAAACACGAGCAGAGCAAAAACCAGACUGAGCCAGCUGUGGCGGCCAAGAACUGCAAAGAGUUUGAACAAGGCUUGAGAAAAAACUGUGCUGCUCAUGAAAUUCCUACUGAAACCACCAGCUGCAGCAACACAAAUGAGAAGGAAGCCAACAGCUCCUGUGCUGCUUUUGAUGACAAGUACCUGUACCCUUCUGCAAUCCCAUUCUCAGCAUUACCAUAUGGAUUUCCAGUGCCCAACAACCCAUUGCUACCUUCAGGAGCCCAUGGCCUGAUCCUGAAUGGAGAAGACAUUUCUUCUGUCGAAGACAUUCGCAAGUGGACAGUUGAUGAUGUGCACAACUUCAUUGUCAGCCUCCCAGGCUGCUCAGAUUAUGCCCAGGUAUUUAAAGAUCAUGCUAUUGAUGGAGAAACCCUUCCACUGCUAACAGAGGAGCAUCUCCUGGAUACAAUGGGAUUAAAACUUGGACCAGCAUUAAAAAUCCGCUCUCAGGUGUCCCGACGUCUGGGCAAUGUGUUCUACAUGAUGAAUGUCCCUCUGUCCGUGCCCCUGCCUCCUGCUGCAGGGAAACCCUCAGAGCAGCCCUCUGACAUGGCCUCUCCUCUGCACUGCAACAGCAGCGGUGACACCCUGGAUAGUCCCUGCUCGCAGGACCCAGAAACCUCCCAAGCAGUGGAACAGAUGGUUUCAGAAAGCAGGGAAAAUCCAUGUGACACAGCUGGAUCCCAGGCUGACUUCCAGAUGAUUGCUUUCCAGAAAAGUUGA
This is a messenger RNA of Camarhynchus parvulus, 1629 nucleotides long. It is a transcript of the gene SAMD7, whose product is annotated as sterile alpha motif domain containing 7. Lineage: Eukaryota; Metazoa; Chordata; Aves; Passeriformes; Thraupidae. Gene Ontology annotation, molecular function: protein binding. The record is from RefSeq and is a predicted model, not a curated record.